Messenger RNA from Nilaparvata lugens (brown planthopper), 876 nucleotides. RefSeq names its product protein ViaA-like. The transcript has 2 exons. The coding region runs from base 1 to 876 and encodes 291 amino acids. The record is from RefSeq and is a predicted model, not a curated record. NCBI's taxonomy places the organism in Eukaryota, Metazoa, Arthropoda, Insecta, Hemiptera, Delphacidae.
AUGCUCAGUCUGGAGACGCUCGAUCUGCUGCUGGCGAUCACCGAAGGCGAGAUGAUCGAGGAGAUGAUCGUCGGCAUGCUGGCGGCGCCGCAGCUGUCGGUGUUCUUUAAAAAGUUCCGGCCAUUCGCCGGGCGCUGGAUCGCGAUCGCCACGCUGGAAACUGCAGCUCAAGAGCGUCUGCAGGAGGCCAUGUGCCAACUGGAGAAUAACACCCAGUUCUAUCACAACCUCAACGACACGAUGGAGCUGCUGCGCCAGCUGGUCUCGCCGUUUUAUGAACAGGCGCACGCGCUGGUGGACGCCGCCGAUCUGCCCAAUCAUCCGCUGGACGACAGCUUCCAAACCCUAUUCUUGCAGCGCUGGCGCAUCAGCCUGACGCUGCAGGCCACCAUGCUGCACCACCAGCUGCUGAACAAGAGCGCGGCAGCUGAUGGCGGAACUGCAGGAGCGCCUGGCGCUGAGCGGCGCGCUGGAGCCGCUGCUGUCGGAGAACGAACCGCCGCCGGCAGGCUGUGGGACAUGAGCAAAGGCCAGCUGCAGCGCGGUGCGCAAACGGUGGUGGAGUACGGCAACUUUUUGCAGCAGCAGCCAGAGCUGAAAAAGUUGGCGCAGCAGCUGGCCCGCAGCUAUCAGGCCAAGGCAGUGCAGCAACAGGACGCGCAGCCCGAACCGUUCAGGGUCAUGGUACAGGUGCCGGCCACGCUGCCGGAAGAAGUGAGCGGCAUUCAUCAAAGCGAUGACAUCCUGCGCCUGCUGCCGCCGGAGCUGGCGACGCUGGGGAUUGAAGAGCUGGAGUUCGAGUUUUAUCGCCGCCUGUUGGAAAAGCGGCUGCUGAGCUACCGCCUGCGGGCGACGUUUGGCAGGAACAGAUCCUGA